AUGGAUACUCAAGUUUCAGUUCUAAAUCCAAAUACUUUUACUUUUUCCACAGAUCUCGAAGAUCCACACUUCAUUACCACAGACCCUAAUGCGCUUCAAAUUCUUGAACACGCCUCAAAACUACUUGCCGAAGAUCAAGUGAUCGCAAUACCUACAGAAACAGUCUAUGGUUUAGCUUCAAAUGCGCUUCGUCCUGAAGCCAUUAAAGGAAUAUACAAAGCCAAAAACAGACCUUUGGAUAAUCCCUUAAUAGUUCAUAUUUCCUCUUUGAAAAUGCUGAGAUCCAUAUUACCUAAUGGCGAAAUACCGAUAGUUUAUGAAUCAGCGAUAAAAAGAUUUUGGCCGGGACCAUUAACGAUAUUAUUACCGAAAUCAGAUUUGAUUCCAUCCGAAAUAACGUGUAAUCAACCCACAGUAGCUAUUAGAUUUCCUUCACACCCAGUCGCUCGAGCAUUGAUAUCAAAAUGCGGAUUUCCAUUGGCCGCACCUUCAGCCAAUGCAUCGGGGAGACCUUCUCCUACACUGGCUUCUCAUGUGUUAACAGAUUUAAAUAAAAAAAUACCAUUAAUUAUAGAUGGCGGGCAAUGUAGUUUUGGCGUGGAAUCCACCGUGAUAGACGCGAUCGGAACUAAGGAUCCAGUAAUAUUGCGUCCUGGUGGAGUUACAUACGAGGAAUUGGUCAAAAUACCGGAAUUUGAGAGACUGAGGGUUUAUAACAAGGACUAUGUAGAUAAGAAACAAGAAAUAGCACCUACCACUCCGGGAAUGAAGUAUCGUCAUUAUUCUCCUAAUGCAAAGAUGGUGUUGGUGGAUGUAUGUGGUAGAGUUGGUGCAAGAGAUAUAAUAGAAAGAGAAAUUCAAAAGAUGGUGAACGGCGGAAUGGACAAUAUUGGAAUUCUGGUUACAGGAUCGAGUAAGACAUCAAAUGGUGCACAACCAAUGUCAGUAGACAACUUCUACUCUAAUAAAGAAUGCGCAAUAAUAAAUGAUUUUAAGGUUUCUACGGCAAAUGAUCAGAACAUUAUUGAAUACACCUUAGGUGAUUCAUCACAUCCAGAGGAAAUUGCUAGAGAAUUAUUUAAAGGAUUAAGAUAUCUUGAUGAACGUAAGGUGGAUUGCAUUAUCGUCGAGGGAAUUUCCGAAGAGAAAGAAGGAUUGGCGGUUAUGAAUCGAUUAAGAAAAGCCGCAUCAAAGACGAUAGUAGAAUGA
This is a messenger RNA of Acaulospora morrowiae, 1209 nucleotides long. The record is from the annotation of a GenBank genome assembly. Lineage: Eukaryota; Fungi; Glomeromycota; Glomeromycetes; Diversisporales; Acaulosporaceae.